Perca fluviatilis (European perch) is the source of this 983-nucleotide messenger RNA. Its product is annotated as high affinity immunoglobulin epsilon receptor subunit beta-like. Lineage: Eukaryota; Metazoa; Chordata; Actinopteri; Perciformes; Percidae. Bases 166 to 912 code for a protein of 248 amino acids. Gene Ontology annotation, cellular component: membrane. The record is from RefSeq and is a predicted model, not a curated record. The transcript has 7 exons.
GGGGAGGUACUUCUGGUAACAGCUCUGUCUCUCCUUCCUGGUUUCAGAGCAAUAAUAACUGCGCAACAGCCUUACUAUCGGCCAGACUUUGUCAGGCAGAGUACAUUCGUUCAGCUUUUUCUUCUACUCUAAAACAGACACAAACAUUCUACAGGAGCAGGCAGGAUGUCUGUGACCAUGACCAAGGCCGAUGGGAUCACAGUGUUCACUGUGACCUCUGACCCCCAAAGUGUUUAUCCUCCUCUGUGCCAAAUCCUCAAAAGCCUUUGCUACAGCCCUGUGUGCUGCUCUGUGUCUCAGCACCUGAGAAGAGUCCAGAGAACUUCUCAGUCAGUACUGGGGGCUCUGCACAUUAUGGUUGGGUUGCUCAACAUCGGCCUUGGAACGAUACUCAUUUGCAGUCAAACUGACAAUUGGGAUGGGCCAUUGUAUCAAACCGGAUUUCCUUUUUGGCUUGGAGGAUUGUUUAUUUUGUUUGGCACCAUUGGCAUUUUGUCUGAGAAGUACCCCAGUCCAUGUCUGGUCAUCGUCAAUGUGAUCCUGAAUCUAGCAGGAGUUGCUUUUGCCAUUACAGGCAUCGUACUCUAUAGCAUAGAUAUGGCACGCAUUUACAUGUGGUGGAUGUGUUACGACAAUAAUUACUAUUCAGGCUACAGCACACAUGACUAUGAGCACUUUAAAUCUAUACAGAACAAACAAAUGUGUUUCUUUGUGUCCAACCAGAUGCUUUUGAGAAGCAUGUAUGCUGUGCUGAUUGUCCUGUCAGCCCUGGAGCUGUGCCUUGCCAUUAGCUCUGCCGUCAUGGCGAUCAAGGAUCUAAAGAGCAAUGAGAAGGGAGAAAAGGAGAAGACUGGUGACCCAGAACUCUACAAACCACUGCUGGAGGAAGUCACCUGUAACCCCACAGUCUGAAUGAAAAUAUCUGCUUUGUGCUCUGAGUUACCAGGUAUAAUCCUGUGCAUUCAUACCAUUGAGUGUAUGUA